AAAGGCACAAGCAGUUUUGUCCUGAAUCAUAGAAAAACAAAAAAUAUCUUGUAUAUUUGAAAAGAGGAUAUCAUGAAGACUAUAUUGCUUCUUUGUUGUCUUAUAGCCUACUUAGGCUAUGCCAUGAGCCAGUCGCCUGUUUCCCUUAAAAUGGAUUGUAAGCAGUCUUUGUCCACUGUUGAUUGUUCUUUUGAGUUCAAAAAUGACGAUGAUGAAGACUAUUAUCUCCUCAAGCGUAACACUCCUCUCGAAGGACUCCGCUCUCCUUUUGUUGCUGUUUCUAUAGAUGGUGUUCCACUGCUAUAUAAGGGAUAUCUCUUCUACUGCACUCCUCCAAAGAAACAUGACUUUGUACUCCUAGAGGCCGGAGAGAGUGUUACUGCAACUGUUCAAAUCAAUGAUAUCUUUGCUUUCGCUUCUGAUGGUACCUACAAUAUAAAGUACAAUAGGCCCCUGCAAAUUCUAUCAAAGGAAAAUAUGGAACUGGAGUCUGCUUCUGGCGAGAUAAAAAGUGCUCGCAAGAUUGAAGUCGAUGCAUCAGUUUUUGUUCAACUCGAGAACACCAAUCUUCUCUCACGCCCAGUCAAUAAAGAGUCUGAGGAAGAAGGCGAUCAAGUUUACAUUGAAUCUUGCAGCAGUGUAGCCACAUAUGUUGGUGGCUCGUCAUCAACUCGCAAGGCUACUACUAAAGCCCAUAAGAAGUUGUGCAGUAAAUACCUUCGAGCAAGAAGAAAAGUUGGCAACAACGCUACAUACAGGCUCUGGUUUGGUGCUUAUACUAAUAAACAUGCUCGUAAAGUCAAAUCUGUCCUCAAAAAGAGCAGGGACAGGAUUGCCAGGAAUUCCGUUAAAUAUAACUUCAGGGGAAGUGAAUGUGACAGUGAUACAUAUGCAUACACUUGCUAUCAAUGUGACACAGUUUGGUUGUGUGCUAUAUAUGUUAGUGAUCCUACUUUGUGCAGGACCAGUGGUACCAGUAAAGAAGGAACACUUGCACAUGAAUGGACUCAUGUUGGAGCUGACACUGAAGAUUAUGCUUAUGGAGUUACUGACAGUCAAGCACUUGCCCGUAAUGAACCAGAUAAAGCAGUUGAUAAUGCCGAAAGCUUUGAGUUCUACUAUUGCCGUGCUUGAAAAAUGAUCACAGAGACACUUUAAAUAAUUUUAAUUAGAGCUUUUGGUAGACCACUAGGACUUUUGUAUUUCUAGAGGUCACCAAUCAUUCUUAGAUAGGUAAUAUAUAGACUGUUAUUUU
This is a messenger RNA of Amphimedon queenslandica, 1255 nucleotides long. Its product is annotated as extracellular protease-like. Gene Ontology annotation, molecular function: metalloendopeptidase activity. Bases 73 to 1134 code for a protein of 353 amino acids. The record is from RefSeq and is a predicted model, not a curated record. Lineage: Eukaryota; Metazoa; Porifera; Demospongiae; Haplosclerida; Niphatidae. The transcript is spliced from 2 exons.